CUUGUCGUCAUAAAUCGAAAUUGGGGAAAAUAAACAGAAGAUUAUUAGCACUGUGUUUUGACUGAUCGCUAGUUUAGCAUUCCCGGCCGCCACAGACGGAAGCUCCGGGUAAUAUUCUUCAAUAUGUAUAUGUUUAAAGCUGCGGUUAAAUACUUUUCAACAAAACCAAAGCCAAAAAUGAAACCAAUAGAGCUGAAAUCGCCACCAGAGCAGACGCAGACAAUAACAAGAGCAAUCUUCGACAUCGUCAAAGAACACGGCCCACUUACUGUUUCCGACACUUGGGAAAAACUCCAGCAAGUUGGCCUGAGAGAAUUGAACGGAAAAAACCAUAUGAAAAUAGUAUUGAGAUGGAUGAGACAAAGACAGAAGCUGAGACUUAUAUGCAAUCACAUAGGGCCUCACAAGCAAUUUCUUUACACAACUUGGUUCACAAAACCCACCUUCAAGAAUGCUAAAGCCAAGAAUUAUCCUUCAUCGCCAAAGUUCCCUUGAGAUUGUAGAAUUUCUACUGCCCUGAGGAGCUUGUACAGCAUAGGAAGAAUGAUCUUUUACGGGCAGUCUGUUAGAAUUAUGGAAGCACUUAUGCGGAACAAGAGCGAGCUGCUUCACGGGACUUUUUUAUUAUGCCAAUGGAGCAGGUACAGUUUGCUUGGUUAUCUGCCUGUCGUCCAGUUUUGUUCAAACUUGAAAAUAAUGGAAUCUGUCUAGCUCUCGGAGGUGAAGAGUCCUCGCUUUCUUUUCUUAGGAAGGUGAGUUCCAACGUUGUUAAAAUAUGUACAUAACUGAAUAUAUGUUUGUCUUGUCUUGUCUGCACCGGUUGAUCAUAUGUAGAUGAGUUCCACAUAAGCCAGUGCACCAUAAGGUUAGAAUUUAGACAAAAUUAAAAUCAAUGCAAUAAUUUAUUUGCUAA
Molecule: messenger RNA, 913 nt
Organism: Mercurialis annua (annual mercury)
Lineage: Eukaryota; Viridiplantae; Streptophyta; Magnoliopsida; Malpighiales; Euphorbiaceae
Exons: 2
Coding region: 124-495 (123 amino acids)
Source: RefSeq, a predicted model, not a curated record